Molecule: messenger RNA, 1497 nt
Organism: Botrytis fragariae
Lineage: Eukaryota; Fungi; Ascomycota; Leotiomycetes; Helotiales; Sclerotiniaceae
Product: putative postreplication repair e3 ubiquitin-protein ligase rad18 protein
Exons: 2
Coding region: 1-1497 (498 amino acids)
Biological process (GO): protein monoubiquitination; DNA damage tolerance
Cellular component (GO): nucleus; Rad6-Rad18 complex
Molecular function (GO): ubiquitin protein ligase activity; single-stranded DNA binding
Source: RefSeq, a predicted model, not a curated record
AUGUCAUCUCCGUCCAGAAGAAAGAAUGCGACAAGCAAGGCAAUUAUUACGCAAAAAUCGGCCAAAACCCUUAUCGAAGAAGCUAUGAAUAUUAGAGGGCCAAGGGAUGAUUCUUUUGAUAUAGCAGAUUCAACGGAUUGGUUAGGAACGCCACUUUCUAAAUUCGCAGAUGUCGAUUCAUUAUUACGAUGUCAAGUCUGUAAGGACUUCUUCACUACGCCAAUGAUCACUUCUUGUUCGCACACUUUUUGUUCACUUUGUAUACGAAGAUGCCUCAAUAAUGACUCGAAAUGUCCGACAUGUAGAUCGAACGACCAAGAAGUCAAGCUGAAAUCGAAUGCUGCUAUCGAGGAUUUGGUGGAAGCUUUCAAAAGGGCGAGACCGGCGGCACUGGAACUUGCGAGGAAACCUAUGGUGGAUUCUAUUGUUACAUCUCCAAAGAGGAAGCGUGAAAGAUCAGAUCUUGAUGGAUUGGACGAGCAAGCAAGUAAAAAAACGAGAGCUUCGACUCGCCAGGCAACACGACGACUCGAGAGCACGGAGGCAGCACAGGAAUCAGCGAUAGUUAUUGAUGAAGGGGACAAUGAUGCAGAUUUCGAACCUGACGAUGGUCUCACUGCAUGUCCGGUAUGCAAUCGACGGAUGACAGCAAAAAGUGUUGAAGCUCACAUUGGGAGGUGCCUUGCGGAGUCCGCAACUACUCCUCAAUCUACGAGUAUCUUAUCGAAAUCCUCAAUUCCAUUAUCUCAGCCAGUCAGACGGCCGGAGCGAUUACCUGUCGUCAAUUUCAGUUUAAUCAAAGACCAGGCCUUGAAGAGGAAGCUCAUAGACUUAGGGAUAUCGGCUGGUGGGGGGAGAGAAAUGAUGAGGAAGAGAUUAACAGAGUAUACGACUAUAUGGAAUGCCAACUGUGAUGCGAAAAAUCCGAGGAGUACGGCGCAAUUAAAAAGGGAUCUCGAUUCUUGGGAAAGGACGCUGGGAUCAAGAGCACCACAACCAAGCGCAUUAUCCGCUCAUAUCAAGGAUAAGGAUUUUGACGGGCAAGCAUGGGGAGAAGAACAUAAAAAUGGCUUCAAAGACUUAAUAGCUCAGGCUCGUCAAAAAAUUGCGAAUAAUAAGCCUUCUAAAGAGUUAGAAGCGGACUCUUUGGCAUCCACGACAGUGCUACCGGCAUAUAGUCAAGAUUCACCAGGGAUUGCACUCAAUGGGGAUGUUGGGAAGACGCGGGAAGAUAUGCUACCAGAGAUUCAGCGCGAGCGGAAAUCUGAAAAUCACCCAAUACCACUACUGCCUAGGGCAUCAGAAGCCAACAGUCCACUCUCUAAUGGGCGAUUCUUCUCAGAAAGCGCAGGACUACCGGAGCACGUGAUGGCUGCUCCACCAUCAUCGCAAUAUGAUAAAAGCAUGCCAAUAACGCAUGUACAAGAGCGGCAAGAUGCAUUUGCAGGAGCAGGAGCGGGAGCAGAUAUAAACAAAAAUGGGCCGAUGCAGCCAUAA